Messenger RNA from Centropristis striata (black sea bass), 2059 nucleotides. Its product is annotated as NADH dehydrogenase [ubiquinone] flavoprotein 1, mitochondrial-like. The record is from RefSeq and is a predicted model, not a curated record. Lineage: Eukaryota; Metazoa; Chordata; Actinopteri; Perciformes; Serranidae. Gene Ontology annotation, biological process: mitochondrial electron transport, NADH to ubiquinone. Gene Ontology annotation, molecular function: NAD binding; NADH dehydrogenase (ubiquinone) activity; 4 iron, 4 sulfur cluster binding. The transcript is spliced from 10 exons. Bases 497 to 1912 code for a protein of 471 amino acids.
UUGAAGCAUUAUCAUGGCUGCCACUUAGGAACCUUCUUAGGCAACAAAAGACUAUUGGACCUCAGCCUUGUUGUCAAACAGGUCAGUCGGUGGUUAUUUCUGGACUCACGUAACUUUAAUGGUUAUCUUCACAUUAACAAUCCGUUUAUAACCCAUUUAUAAACCAUGCACACACUCCCUUGUUGGUAGCACCUCUUAGUGACCCUAAUACUCACCAAUACAUUUGAUGCGUUUGUGUGUGCACGUGCACUCACCUGUGAAAGAUUGGGUACCUGUGGGAGGCCGCGCGGGCAGCUGGGAUAGGAUGUGACGUCGUUCGUUAAUCCUCUUAGUUUAAUUAAGCUGAACCAGCAGGCCCCCACACUGCAGCUCCUCUCACAGCGGAGGUUUCACAGAUCGGUCUGAUUGUGUGAGAAGUCAAACGGAGGCUGUGGGAGGAAAAGCUUCGGAGCAUAAAACAGUUUGAGGACAGCUGGAGGUGUUUGUCUGCUGCACGAUGCUGCCUCGGCGGAUGCUGUGGGGCGCUGCGGUGCGGCAGGUCGCUCCGCGUCUGACCUACAGCACUGCAGCACGGCCGCAGGAGAAGCCAAAGAAGACCAAAUUUGGCCCUCUGAGUGACCAAGACCGGAUAUUCACCAAUUUAUAUGGCCGGCAUGAUUGGAGACUGAAGGGCUCAUUGAAACGAGGAGACUGGUAUAGGACUAAGGACAUCUUACUGAAGGGACAAGACUGGAUCUUAAAUGAGGUGAAAGUCUCGGGGCUUCGAGGCCGAGGAGGAGCCGGCUUCCCCACCGGCAUGAAGUGGAGCUUCAUGAACAAACCCAGCGGCGGCAGGCCAAAGUACCUGGUGGUGAACGCUGACGAGGGGGAGCCGGGGACGUGUAAAGACAGAGAGAUAAUGCGUCACGACCCCCACAAGCUGAUAGAAGGCUGUCUGAUUGCUGGGAGAGCCAUGGGCGCUCGUGCCGCAUACAUCUACAUCAGAGGAGAGUUUUACAACGAGUCGUCAAAUCUACAGGUGGCGAUCAUUGAGGCGUACAAAGCUGGGCUGAUAGGGAAGAACGCCUGCGGCUCUGGGUUCGAUUUUGAUGUGUUUGUGAUGCGCGGGGCCGGAGCCUACAUCUGCGGGGAGGAGACGGCCCUCAUCGAGUCUCUGGAGGGGAAACAAGGGAAGCCCAGACUCAAGCCGCCGUUUCCUGCAGACAUAGGGGUGUUUGGAUGCCCGACAACAGUUUCCAACGUGGAGACGGUUGCCGUGGCGCCUGCGAUCUGUCGUCGAGGCGGAGCUUGGUUCGCCAGCUUUGGGAGGGAGAGGAACUCUGGGACGAAGCUGUUCAACAUCUCCGGGCACGUGAACACACCGUGCACGGUGGAGGAAGAGAUGUCUAUUCCUCUGAGGGAGCUAAUAGAGAGACAUGCAGGAGGAGUGAGGGGCGGCUGGGACAAUCUAUUAGGAGUGAUCCCGGGGGGGUCCUCCACUCCCAUCAUCCCUCGGCACGUGUGUGAUGAUGUCCUGAUGGAUUUUGAUGACCUGGUCCGUGCAGAGACCGCACUGGGAACUGCUGCCAUCAUCGUUAUGGAUAAAUCGACUGAUGUGAUCCGAGCCAUCGCACGUUUGGUGGAGUUCUACAAACAUGAGAGCUGUGGCCAGUGCACCCCCUGCAGGGAGGGAGUCGACUGGAUGGACAAUAUGAUGUGGAGGUUUGUUCGAGGGGAAGCAGCAGCUUCAGAGAUUGACAUGAUCUGGGAGUUAAGCAAGCAGAUCGAGGGACACACCAUCUGCGCUCUGGGGGACGGAGCUGCCUGGCCGGUGCAGGGACUGAUCCGCCACUUCCGGCCAGUCAUGGAGAGCCGCAUCGCUCAGUAUAACAAGAAAAACCCUCCCAGAGAGCCGGUGAUUGAGAUGAUCUGAAACUGUGCAGGGCUACAUUUCAGCUAUCAGUCCCUUAUAACAGUUAUAAUUGCUAAUUAUGUACAUUCUUUUUAAACAUAGUUGUAAAAUAUUCCUGUACUUACAAGGCUUGCAAAGUUGUACUUCUUAAAAUUAUAUUUCUUCCAA